AUGGUCUCGGAACCAUUGGAGCCGCCAUCUUCAUCUCCGUCACAGGCACUCCAUAAGACGGCGCCGCCAGCCGCAAACAAUGGUACUGCAGGUAAACCCCCGACGUACGUCAUUCAGAAAGACCAACAUGGGAACCCUGUUGAGCUGUCCGACACGAUCACAUUCCUACGCUCAUAUUCGCAAUACUCGUUCGAGGAACUGCGUGUGGGCGAUUACAGCCGCGAGGAUAUUCAUCCAAUCUCUGGAUCCAGCCACGCUGCUCGCAAGGCUGAGGCACCCCCCUCAUUACCGAUAGCCGCGGAAAUUGAUCGACUGGACUUUAAAUUGGACCUCAGUCUCAUGGAUAGUCUUGUUCCAAACAAGUGUAAACCCGACAAAUCCAAUGCAACUAUCUUAGGAGUCAGGAGAGACAUCGAGCAUGCGCCGUUGCUUUCGGCCCCUGUGGUCACUCAACACGCGAAAGACUUAGUCCCGCAAGUUGGCUUCAUCGGUAACCACCUGGAUGAAGCCGGGCAUGACGUCAGCCUAUUUCACAAUACCAACGUGCCAUUUUCCGCAUUCAUAUGUGGUGUUCAAGGAAGUGGCAAAAGUCAUACCACAGCUUGCUUGCUCGAAAAUGCUUUGAUCCCAUCCAAGAACCUCGGCCGUUUGGAAGCACCUGCUUGUGCACUGGUCUUCAGUUAUGGAAGUUGGAGCACUGGUGGAGCCGGAUUCAGCGUCAGCGAAGCUGUGCAUCUGGCUCGUGCGCAGCCCGAUUUUCCUGGCCAAAACGUACGAAGAAUCACUGUAUUGGUUUCCGCCGACAAUGCAGCGAUUGGAAGCCACUACGAGGAUCCUUUUCGAAACAUCCGCGUGAUCCCGUUCAAACUCAACGCCAAGGCUUUGGACAUCGCUGGGUUGCGCGCAUUGAUGGGUAUUGGCGAUAAGAGCCCUCCGCUUUACAUGGGCCAGGUCGAAAUGGUUCUCAGGAAGAUGUCGCGCACACGGAAAGAUGGAGUACUCGAUUACAAGUCGUUCGCUAAAGAAGUGGACCGGAUAGAUCUCAACGAGGCACAAACGCAAGCCCUCAAACAACGUUUAGCAAUGCUUGAGUCAUUCCUUGAUCUGGAUGGCAAGGCGGCGGAGCCAGAGUUUCUUCCAGGUGAGAUGGUCAUCAUGGAUCUGUCUGAUGCUUUUAUGUCAUCCAGCACAGCUUGUGUUCUCUUCAAGCUGGGCAUGGACCGCUUUCUGCAAUCAUCCGUGAAGAGUAAGAUGGUGGUGCUGGACGAAGCGCAUAAGUACAUGUCCGAUAGUCCAGGAUCCAAGUUUCUCGCAGACAGUCUCUACCACACCAUCCGUGUGCAGCGGCACUUGGGUACCCGUGUGAUCAUCUCCACUCAAGAACCGACCGUGUCCACGGACCUUAUUGCGCUCUGCAACAUGAGCGUCAUUCAUCGCUUUACAAGCCCUACCUGGUAUGCCGCGCUCAAGAGACACAUCAGCGGCCUGGACGACGACAAGGCUCUUAUGCAGGAGAUUGAGGGAUUGGCAACCGGAGAAGCGCUUGUGUACUGUCCCAAUACUGUACUCGCGCAAAAUGACGAUGGAAGCUUGGUGAAGGCUACGGGCCGGCUGCUUAAGAUCAACAUCCGGAAAAGAAUAACGCAGGACGGUGGCGAGUCGAUCAUGGCCGUGUGA
Messenger RNA from Alternaria ventricosa, 1677 nucleotides. RefSeq lists its product as uncharacterized. Lineage: Eukaryota; Fungi; Ascomycota; Dothideomycetes; Pleosporales; Pleosporaceae. The coding region runs from base 1 to 1677 and encodes 558 amino acids. The record is from RefSeq and is a predicted model, not a curated record. The transcript has 2 exons.